This is a messenger RNA of Pelodiscus sinensis (Chinese soft-shelled turtle), 4314 nucleotides long. RefSeq names its product carbohydrate sulfotransferase 11 (gene CHST11). Gene Ontology annotation, cellular component: membrane. The record is from RefSeq and is a predicted model, not a curated record. Gene Ontology annotation, molecular function: sulfotransferase activity. NCBI's taxonomy places the organism in Eukaryota, Metazoa, Chordata, Testudines, Trionychidae. Gene Ontology annotation, biological process: proteoglycan biosynthetic process; carbohydrate biosynthetic process.
AGGAGGCGCCAGGCAGGGAGCCGGCCGGCCGGCUUCCAGGCAUCUGCGUGCGCUCCCAGCUCUUUCCACACCCCCAACUCCGCGCGGAGCCUCCCCCGCGCUCCUGCCCCGCAGCCCCGGGACCAAGCCAUGAAGCAGGCGCUCAUGGAAGUCAUGAGGAUGAACAGGAUUUGCAGGAUGGUCUUGGUCACUUGCUUAGGAUCCUUUAUCCUGGUCAUCUUCUAUUUCCAAAGUAUGUUGCAUCCAGUAAUACGUAGGAAUCCAUUUGGAAUGGACAUCUGUUGUCGGAAGGGGUCAAGAAGCCCGCUACAGGAAUUGUAUAAUCCCACCCAGUUGGAGUUGUCUAAUACAGCGAUCCUUCAUCAGAUUAGGAGAGAUCAAGUCACAGAUACAUGUCGAGCCAACAGCAUGUCUAGCAGGAAACGCCGCGUGCUGACACCCAAUGAUCUCAAACAUUUGGUGGUGGAUGAAGAUCAUGAAAUGAUCUAUUGUUAUGUACCCAAAGUGGCCUGUACAAACUGGAAGAGAGUCAUGAUGGUCUUGACAGGACGGGGCAAAUACAGUGACCCCAUGGAAAUACCGGCCAAUGAAGCCCAUAUAUCCUCAAACCUGAAGACCCUCAACCAGUACAGCAUUCCAGAGAUCAACCACCGCUUAAAAAGCUACAUGAAGUUCCUGUUUGUCCGGGAGCCUUUUGAGAGACUGGUGUCAGCGUACAGGAACAAGUUCACCCAGAAGUACAACACCUCCUUUCACAAGAGAUACGGCACCAAAAUUGUGAGGCGCCAAAGGAAAAAUGCCACCCAGGAGGCUCUGCGUAAAGGUGAUGAUGUGAAAUUUGAGGAGUUUGUGGCAUAUCUCAUUGACCCACACACCCAAAGAGAAGAGCCGUUCAAUGAGCACUGGCAAACUGUCUACUCCCUCUGCCACCCCUGCCAUAUCCACUAUGAUCUUAUAGGAAAAUAUGAGACACUUGAAGAUGAUUCCAAUUACAUCCUUCAACUUGCAGGAGUAGGCAGCUAUCUGAAGUUCCCCACCUAUGCAAAAUCUACGAGAACUACUGAUGAAAUGACCACAGAGUUUUUCCAGAACAUCAGCUCGGAACACCAAACACACCUAUACGAAGUCUACAAACUUGAUUUUUUAAUGUUCAAUUACUCAGUGCCAAGCUACCUGAAACUGGAAUUAGAGGGAGGAGGAGGAGGAAAGAGAGCCUGUUUUAUUUAAGAUUUUUAUUUGUCAUAAUAAAUAUGGAGAAUUGUUAUUUUGUAAAUUAAUAUUUUCUUUUUGAAUGAUGCUGCGAGCAGCACAGUCGAAAUUAUUUAAAUCAUCUGUAAGAAAGGACAGUUCACAGGAUAACAGGAUCAUUAUGAUCUCACUUUAGAAAUGAAUAUUACUGCUACACUGUUUAUAAACAUUAAUUGUGUUCUGGUGAAUUUCAUUUAUCUUUGCAUUCAACAAAUUCUAAUGUUAUUUAUAAUUAUUUAAAACAUGGUCUCUUGGUAGGUUUCAUUUUAGCAGCAGAAAUACGAUAAUAUUUGGACAAAUUAUCUGGUUUUGCACUUACCUAAUCUGAAUUUGUGUUGGUUAUUAAUGGCUUUUUAUUAACCUUUCCCAAAAUUAAAUGGGGGGGAAAUAAUGGGAUUGAUUAGUGUUGCUAGCCAUGUAUUUUGGAAACCCUAGUAGAAAUUUCUGCCAAGGUGAUUCUGCACUUAGCAAAAUUAGAAAGUUAUCUUCCUAUACCUGAAAGGAAAAAUAUGAAACACGUUUUGUUACACAAAACAUUUAAAGUCCAGGACUAACAAGUUGAAUGUAUCCCUUGAAGAGAGAAAUCAUAAACAUUUCUUAUCUGGACAUGGCCCUAUCACCAAUAUCGCUUGUGUCCCAGUGCCUAGUAUUUCCAACUUGCCAGCCCAAUGAAUGCUGAUGAGGAUUGGCGCAAAUUACAAACAAAUAAAUAUGGACUCAGAUUCAAAACGAACUAGUGAUUCUGAAUGCCCAACCUGACCCAGCUUAACGGAGGCCUGAUUUCAAUGGGUGGAUGCUUAACACUUUCUAAAAAUUUAGGCCCUUUUAAAGGAUCUCAAAAUGUACACCCAAACUCACUAAUCACUUCAGAAAAUCUUGGCAAUAAGACGUUUGUAUAUGCUAUAUAUAUAUAUAUAGCAUAUACAAACGUCUUAUUGCCAAGAUAAGACUUACAUAUAUAUAUGCAUCCAAAAAGUUCAUAUUCAUGUUGAGCUAAGCAUAGAGGCAAUAAAAGCACUCCUCUAUUCUUAAUAGAUAUUGGUUUCAUGACCUCUCACCUCCGGGGUAGUUUUUUUUCCCCUAUUUAUUGGUUAGUAUUUAAAAACCAUUGGUGAGCGUGUUUCUAAUUUCCAGUGGUUUAAUAUUACAACCUGAGUUAAGUCUCGUUUGAGAACAUGACCCUUCUAUGUAAGGUCAAUGUAUCAGUAGCCGUUCCUCUGUAUAUAAUGUUUGUUGAGGUGGAAUAUUGUGCUGGGGGAGUAGUUUGUUCAAAACAUUCUCCAGGUAACAAAAGAAACAUAUGGAUCAUUCUAAUCUAGAACUAUUUGCAACCUUUGUGAGAAGAAUACAGUAUUUUCCACCUGUAAGAUUUAUUUAAUUUUAGCUGUUUGAUGUAAAUGGGAUCCACAACUAAGCCAGCAGUGGGCAUGCUAUUUAUGAACUACUACAUACAAACUACCAUAUUGUCCUGACCUGAGGAGACAGCAGCGUGAACUAAUUCUGUACAGUGCUUCACCACUUCCUUCUGGCUUAUUUUCCUACCACUGAAAGGGGAACAGAGGAAUUUGUCUGAAACAGGUGUUGAUAACGUGCUUUUCACUUGGCAAAGUGACAGCCAAGAUUAUCACCAUAAAUGCUACAGAUUUUCAAAAUCGAAAGUUGCUUACAGAUUUUGCAAACAUUCAUUGGACUGGGAUUUUUGUUUUGCAAAAAACAAGGUGAUAGGUUAAAAAAAAUCUUUUCACGGUAAUGCUUUUUUACUUUGAGUUGUCCAUAGCCAUCUCACUAGAAUCAAAUUACAAUGUAAUUGUAAUGUUAGAAAAGUUGAGAGGAGGCAAUAGGUAAAGCCGCUCUGCUUUUGACCCAAUUUAUGAAUCUCUAGGCUAGACCUUGGAAUUACAUAUGUUUAUGUCCAUCAGAACCCACACAGACAUUGAUUACUUUUAAAGAACUUAAAAGAAAUAAGACUUGGUUUUAUUCUGCAAAGCUACUGGUGGACAAAAAUCUGUCAGGAGAAAUAACAUAGCUAACAAGAAGCACCUAACGUACUUUCACAGCUGAACUUUGGCCCUUAUGAAAAGAUGGCAACCCCCUGUUGUCAAUUCUGAAAUGGACAUUUUAUAUAUAAAACCUACAUGCUAUUUGGGAGCGAUGGUAAGCUGUCUAAAUUUAGUCAAUUUAUAAAUUCCUAAGUGGUUUCUGAUUGCCUAUUAAUUUUUUACUUGAAAGCAAUUGUCUUGGAUGGAGUGUGGGGUUCUGGUGUAAGUGCCUAUCACAGUAUGUGCCCUGUCUUUCUUUUAUUAUGUAGUUCAGUGGUUAUAUAUUUGCUUUUUAAAAAACCCCACCUACACUGAUGGUAGAUUUGGUCUACAAAUUAUUUAUAGGUUGUAUCUGUUUGCUGAAUGUGCCUGGCAGUGUUAAUAUUUUGAUCUAACUUUCUCUUCAUUCAUCCAUUAGAUGUUUUCUCCCCUGCUCUGCAGGAAGUUUUUAAAAUGGUCAUGCAAGAAAAAAUGCUGGUCAGUAAAUAUAUAAAAACUAGGGGAUGAUGCACUUUCCCUGUGUCUUUUUAUUCAUCCCUUAUUAUCAGUUCCACCUGUUCUUAAAUACUUUCAUUUGGUUUGUGGACACAUUUUAUUUCAUGGCUUUGGUAAAAAGCACUUGGAAAAUGUGAAAAUUGCAACAUGUGCUAUUACAACCAAGAUUUUCAAAAGUGGCUGAUGAUUGGGAUGCCAAAAUUGAGGUGCUUCAAAGAAAUCUGAUCGCCGAGGGCACAUGUCCAGCACUUUCUGAAAAUCCUUAUAAAGGUGUCUCAAAUUGGGCAUCCAAAAUUGCUCAUUGCUCUUGGUCCUAGAUCCUCACAGGAUGUUGAUUUAAAUAUGGUGGAACAAAUCUGAGAAUAUGAAGUAUAGUUAAAUAUAAGCAAAUUGACAAAAUAGAAUAUGGUAAUAGCCUGCUUGCUAAUCUCCAAACUCUAUGGAGGACUAACGGAGAGGAUCUACUUUAAGCUUCAGUGUGUAUUGAUUAGACUGAGCUUUUUUUUUUUUUUUUUUUUUGCACCUGAACCCA